AAGUGCCGGUACUAUCUGCCAUAUAUCUGGAAAAGAAUGAACUGUUUUCAUUACUCAUUGCAGCAUAUGCAGAAGUCUUCCUCCAUGUCUGUUCUUGAGGUCGACUAAGCUGUUACAGCAUGCAGGACAUCUGAAAACCAUGGUGGAGCACCUGACGAUUGCAGGGCAGGAUCUUCAGAUGAAUCUCUGUGACACAAGUUUCCUAUUAACAGCCUUGUUUCAUGCUGCCUCUGAUUAUGGUGUUAAGAAUAUUCAAGUCCAGCAGUGUCUUGCACCACUCAGGAUGGCAGUUUUGUACCACUUUGAAUCUUUAAAGAGUAUCUUCAAGUGCCACACAGAAGUUAUUGGAAUGCACAAUUGCUUGCAAGAAUUUUGGAGUUUCCUCAAAUGCACAGAUGUGAUAGAUACCAGUGAAGUGACACCCCAGGAAGCUGGUAUUAGAUGUCUUGCCCUGCGGCUCAAAUCCGCUGGCACUAACCUAUCUAAGAUUUCUCCAAAGACAAGAAUUUGCUACUUCAGGUGGCUUUUAGCAUACAUAGGACAGCAGCAAAUUUAUGGCAGGUUGCCCUUCUUUCCUGACCCAGAAAGCACUCUCAAUAAAAUAAGUGGAGAAGACAAAGAAAUCCUCUUGACAUGCAGGGCUGAACUAGAACUCUUGCUGAAGACAUUUGAAACUUCAAGAUUGACAAAAGCGACUUUUCCAGAUGUGGAGGAAAGGUCAUUACCUCUGCAAACUGUCCCUACUGCUUGUGUCCUUUUAAUACUUUAUACUCAUGAAUUGGCAGAAGGAAGGCCAGGAAAUAGAGAAGAUAAGAAGAGACUGGAUCUUAAAUACAUUGAUCUUCUCAUACAGUGCCAUUAUGCAAUGUGUAAAGCUUGUGAAUUGAAAAAGGAAGUUGGUGCAGAUGAAGUGAGUUCAAGAAACAAGAUUUGGAGCAGAAAAUCUUAUUCUUUAAAUAAGAAUGAGGACGACACAGAUAUAGUGGAACUGGAGUACCUGGCAGAGUUGAAUCAUAAAUUGUUCACUUUUGUAUCAAAUGCACCAUCAGAGAUUCUGUCUAAGUUACCGAAGGACACAUUGUUGAAAUGUGAGCCAGAUCUCAAAGCCGCGAUAUCAUAUAAAUUGAAAAGUAAAUAGACAGUACUUUUGUACAAGAGAAUUAAAGAAUAUAUUUAUUUUCCUAACUAAAAA
Molecule: messenger RNA, 1192 nt
Organism: Penaeus vannamei (Pacific white shrimp)
Lineage: Eukaryota; Metazoa; Arthropoda; Malacostraca; Decapoda; Penaeidae
Source: RefSeq, a predicted model, not a curated record